Molecule: messenger RNA, 460 nt
Organism: Paramecium sonneborni
Lineage: Eukaryota; Ciliophora; Oligohymenophorea; Peniculida; Parameciidae
Source: the annotation of a GenBank genome assembly
AUUAAUGUAUUAAUAAAUUUUACAAGCUGCAAUUGGAACAUUUCUUACAUCAGUCUUUGGUAUUUCAUUUAUAAAGAAAUGAGGACACUUUUGGUAUUCUGAUAGUUGUUUUGGAGUACAAUGGAAAAUUGGAGCCUAGAUUAAAUAAUCAUCUUAGAAUGAUAAUUCAAAUGGUUAAAUAAUUGAAAUUUUGGCGCGUUUUGUUAAAAGUUACUGCUUUAUACUAUUUUAUCAAUCUCUCAAUUUGAAGGUAUAUAAAAUAUAUUUAAUAUUAUAGGACUACAGUUCAACAUUUCAAUUAAUACUCUUAAUAGUUGGAGGAAUAAUUUUACCAAAUGGUUUAUCAGCACUUGCUUGGGAAAUGAAACGCAAAGAAUAUAUUAUUAUUUAGACAAGUGAACAUGUAGCAAGUUUAUUAAUUUUGGCAAUAUGUGCAGAAUUUUCAUAAAAAUCAACUUGA